Molecule: messenger RNA, 4903 nt
Organism: Stegodyphus dumicola
Lineage: Eukaryota; Metazoa; Arthropoda; Arachnida; Araneae; Eresidae
Product: membrane-associated guanylate kinase, WW and PDZ domain-containing protein 1-like
Biological process (GO): signal transduction
Cellular component (GO): cytoplasm
Molecular function (GO): protein binding
Source: RefSeq, a predicted model, not a curated record
GGAGAAUUAUUGAGGGAAGUCCUGCCGAGAGAUGUGGUCAGUUGCAUGUAGGAGAUACCAUUAUUGCAGUAAAUGGUGUCAGUAUUAUUAAUAUGCAUCAUGGAGACAUAGUGAAUUUCAUUAAGGACUGUGGUUAUUCUGUUACUUUGACUAUUGGUAAUCCACAUGAUGAUGAAUCCAGCAUUGCUUCGGUGUCUCAGAAAGAAGAUGACACAUCUGUUGAGCAAGAAGAUUAUCACACUGUUAUUCUGCAGCGUGGUACUAAAGGCUUUGGUUUUAGUAUUCGUGGUGGCAAAGAAUUUCACAACAUGCCUCUUUUUGUUUUGAGGAUUGCAGACAAUGGUCCUGCUCAACAAGAUGGUAAAAUAAAGGUUGGUGAUCAAAUUAUUGAAAUUAAUGGCAUUUCCACCAAGAAUAUGACUCAUGCUGACGCCAUAGAAUUGAUCAGGAAAGGAGGCAACAGUGUGAGACUUCUUAUCAAGCGUUUUAGUCAGUCUCGAGGAACUUUAGAAUAACUGAAACAUGAGGAGCCGACUAGCUGUAAGGAUCUAUUUGUGAUAAGAUUUUCCCGCUUAGAAGAUGUGCUGUGCUUUUAUUUUUAUAUAAUCUCAGGUCAGAAGCUUGUAUUUUCAAGAAGAAAUAGAUGCGGUCAGAGAAGAGAAUGUUUCAACAUUACCAUUUCCUCAUUAUGUUCAUUUAUUUAUAAAGUAUUUUGUAUAUUUAUAUUUUUAGUGCAUAAUAAUGUUUAAUCUUUAUUGAAAAGUAUUGUUCUUAGAAAAUUAGAUUAAAUAUAAAUAUAUUUGUGUGUGUAUAUAUUUUAAAAGCAUUUCUUUGGAAAACAAAAUAAUUAAAAAAAUUAAUAAUAGUUUAUGAGAAAUGCAGAUGUGUAAAUUUCAAGCAGUGUACUUAAGAAAGUACUGUUUGUACAGAGUUUGCAAUAGUUAAAUUAAUAAUUUGAUGCAAUUCAAAAAUGUCUGCUUUGACAGCAGUUUUUAGAAACUAAAAUUAUAUACUAUCUACUUUUUUAAAAAUAUAUUAAAAUUUAUGUAUAUAAAUGUAUAUUCACAAAUGUACAGAUUGAAAUAAUGAAGUGUUGCCAUUUUGUGGCAGAUUUUAGUACCUUCGAGUUGUUUAAUGUUAAGAGUCUAGCUUCUUAUUUUUUUAGCUGUUGGGGAAUAUUAUCUGUUAAAGCCUUCCAUUGGCAAUUUUAUUUAUUUAUUUAUUUUUUAUAUUUAACAUCUUCCCAGCCUGGUAAUUUGUUUAGAUGUUAUUUAAAUCAAGCAAUUUUAUUAAUUGGCUUUGAUAAUUUUUCAAUUUAUGUGUAUAAAUAAAGAUAGCAUAUUCAUUAUGUUGUGAUGUAUAGUUUAGACAUAUCAGGAAUGCAUGCUGUUAUGUUUUUGUUGUGUAUUUGUUUUAUAUAAGACUUAAAAUUUUUAUUCCAAACUGUUAACAUAUUUGUAACAAAUGUGAUUAACAGCAGUUGUGUAUUAUACAAGUACAUGCAUAUAUAUUUUUAAAUUUUGAUUAUACACUCUUGUAUUAUAGUCUAUUCAUGUGUGGUUUAUGUUCUGUUUGAAGAUUAACUUGCAGUGUGUACUUAAUAAUGAUUAUGAGAAUACAGUUUAGUUACCAGUGAUUGUAAUAUAAGCCUGCUAAUUUUUAUGGGGGAGCUGUAAUUUAUGUUACAUAUUAUGGGUAUGAAGCCCUUUGAUGCUUAAUUUUCCAAGCUUUAAUUCAUGUUUUCAUAUAAUAUAAUUAUCAUAUGGAAAAAUAAAUUGAUGAAUUUUUCCAAAUUUUAUAUUCAGAUGUUUGUGAAUCUCUGAAUGGAAUUCAUUUCAUUUAAAUUUGUAUUUUAUUUUUCUCCUUGUAAUGUAAAAUUUAGAACCAAAUAUUUGUAAUUUCCCAGAUGGAACUUAUUUAUUUCAAUUAUGUUUAUAAUGAUAAUUCUUAUAUCUAUGGUUAUGUAAGAUAUGUUUGUUUUAUACAAAAUUGGAGUUUGCUCAUUAAAAACAGUGAAUAUUUAUUAAAAUAACUUGAAUUUUAUAUAUGGUGCUGCAUUUUUCUGAUUUUAGAUUUUAUGUGCACAAAGGAAUGCUUUUGUUAAUCAUAAAAAUAAUAUUCUGUUCAUAAUUCACUGACUAUUUCAGUGAAGAUUAUUUUUCAUUUAUGAAUUCUCAAUAAGGUAAAUGUGUUUUGUUAAAACUUAAUGACACAUCAAGCAGUUCAGGGUAAAACAAUAUGGGUAAAUAAAUGACUUUAUUUCAUUUACUCAAGUUGUUUAGAAUUUUUAUUUUGUGUUUUGUAUGCUAUUAAUGCUAUACUAUGAAGAAUUAUUGCACCAUUUUCUGUUAACAUGCUCUGAGUGUAGUUGCAAGAACAGUUUUUAAAGGAAAAUUGUUUUCCAGAUGAAAAAGAAAACUUGUAAAGGAAUGCUUGUAAAGAAAAAUUAUUUCCAAGUUACUCUGUGAAAGCAUGAAGUGUAAUUUUGCAGAGCAUUUUGAAAUUCUUAUUAGGAAUAUAUUUAUGGUUGUAUCUACUAGGAUAAAAUGGUUGUACCUACUAGGAUCAAAAUGUUGUAUUUGCCACUGACUGCCAAGCAUUGUUUUAUGUAGAGAUGCAAGUAAUAUGUUGUGAAUCACACCAAAAUCCAUUUUUAAGCUAAAAGGAAUUCUGUUCUUUUGAUGCUGUCCAUUUUGUGCUUCAGUAAUACAUGUGUAUUUCAAUAUAACCAGUGUCUGUGAUAGCAUUACACUAUGUUUUAUAGUGCACAUUAAUAGCAUUAUUGCAUUCUAAUAAGUUUGGAAAUGUGAAAUAAAUGAAAAAAAAAUGUGAGUUUGUUAUGAUCACUGCCAGGUAUUUAUUAAAAUGGGAGGUGUAUUUCUCAAAGCAAAAAUGUGAUGUAUUUGUACUUUUUUAUGUGCAAAAAGAUAGAAUUUAUUAAUUGAUAUGAAUGCCUUAUGCCUCCAAUGAUAUAAAAACUGAAUUCAUCUGUAUCAUUGAUCUUUCAGGUUUGCAAUUAUCUGUCCAACAUUCCAUGAGCAUUAUCCAUUUCAGAUUUUUGAAUGUUGAAGAUUCAUGCAAAUUGCUUGAAAUCAUGAUCUUAUUUUUUGAUUUUUAUACCUGUAAAUAAGUAUGAUAAUACCUCCUGAAACUUUCUUUAAAUGAGUUGUGUAUUUAAAAACUUUCCGGUCCAAAUCUCUUGCCUUUUUUAAAAUGCAAAUUCAAGAUAAUGGUGAUUUGCAUGUAGAAAGUAGCACAUACUUUUACGUACUAGAUAUAGUCAAUGCAAAUGUGAAAUAUUAUUUUGGCAUUUUAUUAAAUUAGAAGUAUAUUAAUUAGUAAUUAUAAUUAGAUUAGAAAUUAUUAUAAAUAAAACUUUUUCACUUUUUUUUUUUGUAACAAGAGAUAGACUUUAGAUAAGCAUUUAGCAAUAAUAAAAAUCCUGUUCUUGUUUUGUAAUAUAUAAAUCAAAAUAGAAUUUUCAUAAAUACUGUCUAAAUAUAGAUUGCACAAGUUAAGACAUCUGUUUCAGCAUUCCAACCAAUUUUCAUUAGUUAACUUUAAAUAUAUUUUGCACAAGCUAUAGGCUAAUUGAGCUUUUCAUCUUUAAUGUGCAUUAGCUUUUGUAGGGAUUAAUAUUUUGUAUCUAUAAUCGAGUGCCAUUCCAGAGGGAAAAAAUAUUCUUCAACAUUGUCUGUGUGUGUUUUCUGCGGUAACUGUUAGCAGGCAGAAGUAAUUGCCAAAGUAAUAAAAGUAUUUUUAUGGAAUCAUCUUUCCAUGUUUGUAAUGUGAAUUACAUUGUUUCCGGUUUCUUCCAUUCCAUGUGUUUAUAUUAAAUGCAUAUUUUUUAUCUUUUUAUAUGUAUAAUUAAAUUGUGCAUAUUUUACAUAUUUACAUUUUUUUAACAGUGGUUUCUGUCAUGAUAUUUAUUAUUGGUAUUUUUAAAUCCAUUUAUAUACAUUAUUUAACAAACUGAUUUGUUACUUUCUUCUCGAGAUUUUUCUGUAAUUGUAGGAAAUGGUGCCUAAUCUCAGUUAUAAAUUGCUGUCAAAGGAAGCAUAUAUUUGUUGUGUUUAUAAUGUAUUUGCCUUGUAAAUUGUCAUUUGGAAUGCCAUCUGAAGUAACUAAAUUUUUUAUAUGAGAGAAAAAAGAAUGUAUCAAUAAAAUAUGGAUGAAUUAUGUUGCAUUUGUUCUAUUUAUGAAUAAAAUAUGUGAUUUAUCAAAUUAAGCGUGAAUGAUUAUUAUAAAUAGUAAGGAAUGAAAAUUUUACAAAUCUAAUGAUUUUUUAAAUUUUGUUUUGAUCGAUUAUUCAUUUUUUGAAUUCAAGUAAUUUGUAAGUUUGUGUAAGUUUGUUUGAGUAAUUUGUAAGUUCUACUGAUACUUUAUCAACAAUCUAUUAGUUUCUUUGGGUGAUGAAUUAUAUUUUCAUCCUCAGGAGAUCAAUUAGACACUUUUUUCUUUUUAUUUCUGUGAAUACUGUUUAGCUAUUACAUUCAGCAUGAAGCAUAUUAUAAUUCUUUGCUGUUUGUAUCUGCUACUAUAUGAAUUCGGCUAAAUAAGAAGGCAAAUGACUUCCUUCCAACCAAUUUCCUGUUCUUAUUAUAAUAUUCUGUCAGCAGUUGUUAAUAUUUCAUUCCAUCCCAUGACAUAGUACAGUUUUGUUCUGUGAAAAUUGGAUGUUCAUGUUUUUUUAGGAAAAUACCAUAUGCUUGGAAACCAUGAAAAUACCAUAUGCUUGGAAACAAUUCUUGGCAAAUCAAAAUUUCUUUUUAUAAUGAAGGCUGCAAAAUUAUUUAUGUAUCUAUAUAUGUAUGGAUGCAAAAUGCAGUAAAAACUAAUGUGAGAGAAACAAAUGUUGUCUUGAGAACUUUCUAUGGAGAAAAAGAUAAUUAAAAAAAAAAAA